This is a messenger RNA of Serpula lacrymans var. lacrymans S7.9, 1869 nucleotides long. RefSeq lists its product as uncharacterized. Lineage: Eukaryota; Fungi; Basidiomycota; Agaricomycetes; Boletales; Serpulaceae. The transcript is spliced from 11 exons. Bases 1 to 1869 code for a protein of 622 amino acids. Gene Ontology annotation, molecular function: ferric-chelate reductase activity. Gene Ontology annotation, cellular component: plasma membrane. The record is from RefSeq and is a predicted model, not a curated record. Gene Ontology annotation, biological process: copper ion import; iron ion transport; intracellular iron ion homeostasis.
AUGGGCGACGUUCUUGCCAGAUCGACCGCGCCAACCGAUAAAACUCUCCGUGUUGAGAGGUACACACUGUACCCCGAACAGGUGUGGUACCUCUUUGCUGUAUUCAUUUUCGUCGUUGGUGUGUUCCAGUGGGGUUCGUUCCUGCAUUCCAAGUUUUCAAGACGGCAUCGCAGGACGGGAAGGACAAUCAAUGACCCAGAACUGGCAUCGACGUCGGCGAGCCGCGGCCUGUCUCUAAGGCGGAUUCCGCUUGCUCUUACCAAUGCAUAUCGAGUCGUCGCUUUCCGUUGGACGCUUGAGAUCGGGUCGUCGUACACGCUCAACAUGGCCGAGGUCUUUGUGACCAUAGCAUAUAUCGUAAUGCUAUUCAUCUGGGCUUUUAUCAACACUACGGACCUUGAAGGCCAUAAACUGGAUAUAGGAUACUGGAGCAAUCGUGCCGGAUACCUUGCUGCUAGUCAAUUUCCCAUGAUUACUGCGCUGGGGACUAAGAACAACCUUGUAUCACUUGUCACAGGUAUCAGUUACGACAAGCUGAAUUAUGUUCACAGAAUGAUGGCAAGAGUCGUCAUUGUCCUGCUUUGGGUUCAUGGUGGAAGCGAAAUAUACAAUUACAAAAAUUUCUUGAUUUCUCUGCGUCAAGAGGUGUGGCUCCAAUGCGGGCUCAUGGCACUCAUCGCUUUUUCUCUUCUUUGUGUCAUCUCUAUACGUCCGAUCCGUUCAGCGGCUUAUGAACUCUUCUUCUAUGCUCACUUGACCUUGGUUCUGAUAUUCUUGCUCGGCGCAUACUUCCAUACAAAAGGAGCACAUGGUUCAUAUUGGGUAUGGCCUUCUUUCGUAUUUUGGGCUCUCGACCGUUUCGUCCGGGUAUGUCGCCUGGUCGUCUUCAACCACUCUUACUUUGGCUUCAAGUCCGGCACUGGCACGAUGGAUGCAUCGACCGAACUUCUUUCCGACCAUUUUGUUCGUUUGCGGCUGCGCCGCCCACCACACUUCCAUUGGACACCUGGACAGACAGCCUAUCUCAUCAUGCCAUCCGUAUCACAGUUGCCAUUCGAAGCACAUCCAUUUACCAUCGCUAGCUUUGACUCCAGCUUCCUUACAGCCUCAUCCCCAGAUUCCACGGCGACGUCAUCAAGGGAAGGUAGCGUUAAGGUUCUAGAGAAGACGAGGGACAAAAAUCUCGACGAGGAUGAUAGUACGCUGUUCUGGAAGGAGCUUGUCUUCCUGAUCAAUGUAAGAGGGGGUUUUACAAAACGCCUGAAGGAGGUUGCCGCACAGAAUGGGAAAGUGAAGGUGUUCGUUGAUGGACCAUAUGGACCCUCUCCUGAGUUAGGGUCGUAUGACACUUCAGUGCUCAUUUCGGGUGGAUCUGGUGUCUCAUUUACGCUUCCUGUACUGUUGGAUAUCAUUGAGCGUGUGCGGAAUGGGAAAAGUGAUUGUCGUCGAGUAGUCUUCAUCUGGUCCAUUCGUGAAGCUAGUCACGUUCAUUGGAUCGACGAAGCUCUCAUCAAGGCGAUACAGCUAGCACCUCCAUCUAUGUCCGUCUCCAUCCAUCUCUACAUCACUGGAGUUCCUGCGACCGUCGACCCACUACAUUCUUCCUUUAACGAAGACGACUCGAUACAUUCGGCCUCGCGCUCAGAGUCUGGUGAUCAUACCGUACCUGAGCACUCGGAGAAACACCAAGACUCGAUAUUCAACAUGGCAGCAGUGAAAGUGCAGCAUGGCAGAGCCGAUCUGGAUGAACUGCUGAAAGAGGAAGUUGGAAUAACUACCGGCAGGAUGUCGUGUGUGGUUCGCAAGCUAUUGCUCGAGCUGUCCGACACGCUCUCCGUUUUCCUGUCUCCGGGCCUAGCAGCAUACUGA